This is a messenger RNA of Maudiozyma barnettii, 2823 nucleotides long. It is a transcript of the gene PHO90, whose product is annotated as SPX domain-containing inorganic phosphate transporter. Gene Ontology annotation, biological process: phosphate ion transport; polyphosphate metabolic process; monoatomic anion transmembrane transport. Gene Ontology annotation, cellular component: membrane. Gene Ontology annotation, molecular function: phosphate transmembrane transporter activity. The record is from RefSeq and is a predicted model, not a curated record. The transcript has a single exon. Bases 1 to 2823 code for a protein of 940 amino acids. NCBI's taxonomy places the organism in Eukaryota, Fungi, Ascomycota, Saccharomycetes, Saccharomycetales, Saccharomycetaceae.
AUGAGAUUUUCUCAUUUUUUGAAAUAUAAUGCUGUACCUGAGUGGCAAAAUCAUUAUGUGGAUUAUAAUGAAUUGAAAAAUUUGAUUUAUACUUUACAAACAGAUGAAUUAGGGUUGAAUAACACUGAUGAUCAAGGUGACGCUGUUUCCAAUCUAGAUAAUAACCUAUCUAAUUCUAAUGAUUUGAAUCUGGCUGCUAGAUUGAAAAGAAAAUUAUUUUCUUCAAAGAAUAAUACUCCGGUAUCAAGCCCAGCAAGUAUAGUAGGAGGCUCUCCAGGCGAUCCUUUCAAAGAUGAUUUGGAGGCUAACUAUACUAUAGGUGGAAGUCCUAAUAAGAAAGAUGAUAUGGUUCAAGAAGAAACUAUUGAAUUGCAAGAUUUUAAAGGGUUGCCACCACCUGCUACCACUUCUGGGAAGCACGGUGCUGAAAGUUCGCGUUUGAAAAGAUUAUCCCCAUUUAAGAAGGUCGUCAAUAAUAAAUUCUUCGAUUCUUCAAGAAGAUCGAGUGAUUCAAGCGAUGAUAAGACUCUUUUCAAUACUUAUGAUUCCUUUUACAAUAAUCUAACUCAAGAAAAAUUGAAAAUUGAUGAUUUUUAUAAAAGAACCGAAGCUAAGUUUUUCCAAAGAUUCGAUACUUUAAUUGCUGAUCUUGAAAAAGAAAGAAUCCUUUCGUCUUCUUCUCGUCCUUCUACAGUGAAUUUACAAGAAAUGAACAGCAACAGCAACAGUAUUAAUAAUGCUAAUAAUGAAAAUCAACAAUUCGGUAACGAACUAGAAGAAGAUGAUGAAGAAGAAGAAGAAGAUGACGAUGAUUUUGAUGAUGAAUUUGGUAAUACUCAAGAAGAGACCGCUUUAUUACAUUAUAGAGAAUUUGAUAUCAAAUCUCAAAAGAAAUCCAUCUUAAAGAAAAAUAUCGUUAACCUUUAUAUCGAUUUAUCUCAAUUGAAGGCCUUUAUUGAAUUAAAUAAAAUGGGGUUCAGCAAGAUUACCAAGAAAGCUGAUAAAGUAUUAAAAUUCAAUAUGAGAGCUGAAUUGAUUCAAACCGGUGAUUUCUAUAGUGACACCUAUAUCUUUCAAAAGAAUACUUUCACUACUUUAUCAAACAAAAUUAAUCAAUUGAUCGAAUUUUAUGCAAAGAUUACCUCUUUGAAUAAUGAUCAAUUGGCUAAACAAGAAUUGAAAUCAUUUUUACACGAUCACAUCGUAUGGGAAAGAAGUAACACAUGGAAGGAUAUGCUAGGCUUAUUAUCUCAGGAAAAUACUUUAGACCCAGAUUUAGAUGCUAGAGACCCAAACGCUGCAGUAUUAGGGAAAUUGCAACUGGAAUAUUUUAAAAUUCCAUUACCAACUUCAAUGUAUAGUGAAAGGUUUUUCCCAUUUGAAAACAUAUUUGUUCCAAAAUUAUUUUUCACUUGGAAGGCUGCCAAGAUUGCUUUUGUUAUCUUAUUCACAGGUAUUCUUUUAGGGGUAAAGACCUUUAAUGAUCAUGUCGAAGGUCGUUGUAUGGCCUUAGUGGAAUGUGUCGCUUUACUUUGGGCAUUUGAGGCCCUUCCUUUGCAUAUUACCGCUAUGUUGGUUCCAUUGCUUGUUGUUUUGUUUAGAGUGUUGAAGGAUACAGAUGGUAAUGUCCUGGGAGCUGCUGCUGCAUCAUCAAAAAUUUUGGCAUCUAUGUGGACAUCAACAAUUAUUAUUCUAUUGGCUGGUUUCACAUUAGGUGAGGUGCUAGCGCAAUAUAAUAUCGCCAGAGUCAUAGCAUCAUGGUUAUUAGCAGCUGCAGGUACAAAACCAAGAAAUGUUCUUUUGAUGGCUAUGGGUGUAGUGUUCUUCUUAUCAAUGUGGAUUUCCAAUGUUGCAGCACCAGUGUUGACUUAUUCAUUGUUAAGUCCAUUGCUAGAUCCUUUGGAUGCAGAUAUCCCAUUUGCAAAAGCUUUGGUUCUUGGUGUCGCCAUCGCUGCAAACAUCGGUGGUAUGUCUUCACCAAUCUCUUCUCCUCAAAAUAUUAUCUCAAUGGAAUAUUUAAAACCAUAUGGUAUUAAUUGGGGUCAAUUCUUUGCUGUAGCUCUACCAGCUGGUGUCAUAGCCAUGUUAUUCUGCUGGGGUAUCCUAUGUGCCACUUUCAAGAUUAAUUUGACCAAAUUAGAGAAAUUUAAACCAAUUAGAACAAAAUUUACUUUGAAACAAUGGUUCAUCUGUGCUGUGACUAUAGCAACAAUUAUUUUAUGGUGUGUUGAAGCACAACUUGAAAGUGCUUUUGGUUCCUCUGGUCAAAUUGCCAUUAUUCCUAUUGUCAUAUUCUUUGGUUCUGGUUUACUAUCUACAAAGGACUUUAACACGUUCCCAUGGUCUAUUGUUAUGCUAGCCAUGGGUGGUACUGCAUUAGGGUCUGCUGUUUCAUCUUCAGGUUUAUUAGCUACUAUUGCUAAAGCUUUACAAAAGAGAAUUGAAAAAGAUACAACGAUGGCUGUCCUAUGUAUCUUUGGUGCGUUAAUGUUAGUUGUCGGUACAUUCGUUUCUCACACUGUUUCUGCUAUUAUCAUUAUCCCACUGGUCAAAGAAGUUGGGGACGAACUUGGUGAUCCAAAGGCUGCUCCAAUCCUUGUCUUCGGUUGUGCAUUACUUGCCUCUGCGGGUAUGGGUCUUGCAUCCUCUGGUUUCCCUAACGUCACAGCUAUCUCAAUGAACGACAAAAAUAAUAAACCAUACUUAAAUAUGGCAACUUUCAUCUCAAGAGGUGUACCUUGUUCCAUUGUUGUGUUCCUGUGUAUCAUUACAAUAGGUUACGGUAUUAUGAGUUCCAUUUUGCAUGGUGUUCCCUCUGCAUAA